AUGUCGAUGUUCAUCUCUGCAGUGUUGAGCGACCUUACCGGCAGAUCCAUGUCUUUCCUGAUUGACAAGCUCUCGACGGCGGCGAUUGCGGCGGCAACGCUGGAAGAGACUCUGAGCAGCCUUGAGAGGCUUCUCCUUCGGGUCCACGUCAUCGUGGAGGAGGCAGAGCAGCGGCACGUCACGAACCAGGCCCUGCUCCGGCAACUCAACCAGAUGAGGAAGGAGAUGUACAGAGGGUACCAUACGCUCGACGACAUCUUCAGAUGCCGUGACCACCAAGAGACGACGGCCAAAGAUCAAAGCCAAGCUGUGAUGAUGGUUCCGUCCUCCUCCACGCCAUCCAGGUCGUUCAAUCCUGCAAAGCGUCGCCGUCUCAGCAGAUGCAGCAGCAGCUUGAGAGAACAAGAGCGUCUCCGUGAGGUUCUUGUCGGCCUAGAGACCGUCAUCAGAGAUGCAAGCGAGCUCGUUGUGUUCUUGAGUGGAUGUCCUCGCCGGAGCUGCCAGCCUUACGGCACGUACCUGAUUCUGGACAACUGCAUGUUCGGUCGCCAGAUGGAGAUGGAGAAGAUCAUGGACUUACUGCUGCAAGCAGAGGUUCCCAUCGAUGGAAGCCCACCAGGUGUCCUGCCCAUCGUUGGGCCAGGCAAAGUAGGGAAGAGCACCCUGAUUGAGCACGCCUGCAACGACGACAGAGUGCGUGACCACUUCUCUCAGAUCAUGUGUUUCAGUCAGAAUAGCAUAACAGAUGACAGGACAGUGGCAACUCUGAGUGACUGUGAUGUAAUCAAGCAACGUAGCGGUGCCAAUGGCGAAGAAAGGAUAUUGGUGAUAAUCGAACUAACCGGCGACAUCGAUGAAUCUGUGUGGAGGAAAUUUUACUCUGACUGCAAACGUCAUGUUGCAGUCGGAAGUAAAAUCAUCGUCGCCAGUCGAUCUGACAAGCUUGCCAGGCUUGGAACAACGCAGCCGCUGAAAAUACAUUUCUUCGCACCAGAAGUGUACUGGUACUUCUUCAAGGUGCGUACAUUUGGCAGCACGGACACUCGAGACCAUCCGAAAUUGGCGUCAAUAGCCAUGGACCUGGCGCAGGAGAUGAAGGGAUGUUUCUUUGGUGCAACCGUUUUCAGCGGCCUUCUGAAAGCCAAUUUCGAUGCCCAUUUCUGGAGGGGCAGCACGGACACUCGAGACCAUCCGAAAUUGGCGUCAAUAGCCAUGGACCAGCCGCCCCUACAUUGA
Molecule: messenger RNA, 1236 nt
Organism: Miscanthus lutarioriparius
Lineage: Eukaryota; Viridiplantae; Streptophyta; Magnoliopsida; Poales; Poaceae
Source: the annotation of a GenBank genome assembly